Messenger RNA from Osmia bicornis bicornis, 3091 nucleotides. Its product is annotated as IQ motif-containing protein H-like. The transcript is spliced from 7 exons. The record is from RefSeq and is a predicted model, not a curated record. NCBI's taxonomy places the organism in Eukaryota, Metazoa, Arthropoda, Insecta, Hymenoptera, Megachilidae. Gene Ontology annotation, molecular function: protein binding.
AUGGAUCGUCAUCACGAAUUGUUGCAAACUGACGAAGUGUACGCUAAUUGUAUAGAUAUGAUACAAAAUUCAGUCAUAAGAAUCCGACAAGAAAUUGUCCCAAUUAAAAAGUUCAUCGGUGAUCGUAAAAAGGAAAUCAUUAAGUUCAGGUUUGCUAAUAAAUCCGAGCAGUACACGUUAGGAUGUACACGAGCCUUCUACGAGUACACGUUGAAGGAAUUGAUGAGCAUGGAAGAAGCAUGCGAGGAGUGCAUUCUAAAGUUAAAGACUGAUUUAUUAACUGCAACGAGGGAUCGCAUGCAACCACCGUCCUACAUGUCCAGCAAGGAAAUGAACAGAAGCUACGAAAUAUGUUGCGACGCAUUUAACCAGCCUAACGACAAAGUGUCCUGCUAUACUUGGGAAAAUAUACCCGAGUGGAAACUCGAGGACACUCGAAAUAUCAUAUUGAAACCACGAGAGCCCAUGAGGACUGAGUUCGACGAGUCCGAUUUGAAGUUCAAACACGAAAUGGUCUACCUUAGGUCGAAAAUGUUCUCUUUACCGAAAAAACGAAUUAACUCAAGUGGUAAUGAAAUCAUUUCCGACUCGAUCGACGGUCACGAAGACCCAUCAGCCGUCAAGCUUUCCUUGCAUCCAAAAGGUUUCAUGAAAGUCCUGAACAGAAAAGAGUUAGUACAUCGUUCUAUCCUAGAGGAAUUAUCCAAGGUGGGAAGCUUGAAAUUCGUCGACGGCCAUCACAAGAAUUCCGACGUUUGGUUGAAGAUAUUGGACGUUUAUGGGAAUCAAUACGGAUCGAGAUGGAGUUUAGUUGUUCGACCUCAAAUAGAACGUAUAAUAAAGAGACGUAUGAUACCGGUGCUACAUCUGAAAUCGCGUGAAACUUUCAAUUUUCUAUCGAGCAUCGAGGGAAAUGAAACGGACAUUGUAUUGGAGAGGCAAGAUUUAAUCGAUCUGUUAGAAAAUAAAAAGGAAGCCCUUUGGCUGGAAAGCUGGGAAUUGCAAUUUCGUAUGAUCGAAGGGGAGCAUAUAGCUGCGACCCUGAUACAAGCCCGAUGGCGUGGUUACGUGCUACGCAAAAUGAAACGAGAAUCAGAUCGCCUCUACAUAGCAGCAAGUUACCUAUGGUUCACCUGGAUGAACCUGAAGCAAAAAAAGGAGAUCCAUAAACGUUACUUGGAAAAGAUGUUGAUCUCUUUACAAACCACACGAGAACUUUCCUUAAAAUUGAGCAAAGAAUUUGAUUCCAUGAUCUUAGAACCCCAUGUGGUCAUCCACUUACCAUCCAUAGGGAAUCCUUUGGAGGUGCGUCAGUGUUUCGAUCCGAUAACCUUCCGAAUUGUACAAAAUAUAUCGAGCUUAAGAAUAUCCAUGGUUCGUAACCCAAAAACAGAAAUAAUUUACAUUCUACCGGUGAAACCCACAGAAGACCUGUUAAUGAUGUACAGCGACUUCAUCGAAUCGAUGUCUCCCUCUGAAGAUGUUGCUAAAAGAAUCACAUUCAUAGCUCUGUCUCAGUUAGAAACCUUCAAGCAUCGUUCCAUAAACACAUCCAGAAUCCUUCAUUGUUCUGAAGAUACUUUGGAAGAGAUCAGAAGAAAGAUAGCCGGGAAAUCAGCUUACUUCUUACCCUGGCACGUUGACGAAUGCGAUAUGAGGCUAGCUGGCAGUCUGGGCAUCCCUCUGUUGAGCCCUGACAUGGAACUGCAACGUACGAUGUUGAAUUCAUCAAAAAUGACCGAGAUGAUCGAGAAACUUGGACUACUUCAGCCUAUACACGCUAGGGACAUAAAGGAUUAUAAAACUCUUUGCUCGACGAUGGCUGAUUUCAUUGUUCGCCACACGGAGGUCUGCAUAUGGUUGAUCAAAUUGAAUUACGCGAUUCUCGACAAGCAUUCUGGGAUAUUUUUAAUUAAUCAUAUAAGUGUACCGUUUAUGCCAUUGUUGAGGAAGGAAAGGGAGAAACAUGGUGACGCUUGGAUGGAGAGUCCCAGUCUGAGGGAGGAGUUUCAUAAGAAAUUAAUGGUACAUCUACCGAAGGUUGUUUCCUAUGUCACGCGACUGAUGAAAUCCUAUAAAUCUUGGAAAGAGUUCUAUAUACAAAUUCAAAAGUAUGGGUGCUUGCUGCAAGCGAUUCCUAUGGAGAAAGAUUCGAACACCAUCUCGGUAUCGCUAUUCCUUUCUGGGAGAGCCACUGGGAAGCUGCCUAGGUGGAUUGGAACUGCUGAUAAGUUAAAUAUGGGUAUAUUAUUAAGAAAUUUAAACCAUGUUGGAAUUACAAUCCUUAAAUUUUUAAACCGAGCAUCCUUGAAUUAUUUAAAAAUUUACUGUCUGAUACUUUAUUGAUUUUUCAUGACAGGUUUAGAAGUAAUUUCGACCUUCAUGUACAUGGUGCCACAAAGUUCGUUGGACAUCAAGAAACUAGAAAGCAGCGUUAAUAAAUUUGCAAUGGGAAUACAGGACGAGGGUUAUUUUGGUUAUUUAACCGUAGAUUGUUAUUGCUACACUAACAAGUUUGAUGAUAAAUUCGUGGUUUUGAUGCAAAAUGUGCGUCCAUGUUAUUCUUUUGUGCAAAGUUACAUUGAUUGGAUGAAAUUUGCGAUUGGAGGAGCAUACAACUCCCAGACAAAUCAGUUCAUCGCUGACGUACCUGUAAUCCCAGAUUCUCAAAGAAGAAAAUCCUCAAUUUUAUAUCCACAUAAAUCGCCUGAAUGGAAUGAAACCAAAGAAAGAUGUGGCGUCAUAAUUGGACUAUUAUACGAUACAAGAUUCUCUGGUUAUCGAUGGUACCAACUUAGAAAUAUUUUCGAACAAUGUAAUAUCACGUUCGAUGCAAAAAAGAAGCAAGGUUCCAGUAUAAUAUUACACGACGACGAAAGUCGAAAUUUCGGUCUGAUGAUGGCUGCUAGUCCUAGCAUGGCAGUCACAUUAUCUACGCUACAUAAUCGUUUGGCAAAAUUAAACGAAGCACUUGCUACGAAAUCAAAGAGGAAAUAUGAGUCGAAUUUACCGUCGCUUAUUGAUUUCUUUGGUCGUUUGGCUGUUGAUUAUGAAAAUUUAGCUCUCGAUGAGUGCAUACCCGCUAUAUAAA